AUGAAUCCAGAUAUAUCUCCACCGCCCAAACCCGAGAAGGCUGAUGAGCCAAAUAUCGGAUUAGACAACGACAAAAGCCCAACGUCCGAUGAUGUGGAGAGGGAUGAAGCGGAUGAGGUCCGUAGGUCUGUCCAAGCCUACUCACCAGAGGAAGCAAAGCGGAUAUUGAGAAAAGUCGACUAUCGACUCAUUCCACUGCUUACCUUACUUUAUCUGCUUGCCUUCAUCGAUAGAGGAAACAUUGCAAAUGCCAAAAUUGCCGGUCUGGAGAGGGAUUUGCAUUUGGUAGGCUAUCAGUACAAUAUAGCAUUGACACUCUUCUUUGUUCCGUACGGUCUAUUUGAAGUUCCUAGCAAUAUAAUUCUUAAAAUCUUGCGGCCGUCAGUAUGGAUUGCUAUCAUGAUGCUGGGCUGGGGCACCGUUACUACAUUGUUGGGAGUAGUCCAGAGUUACCAGGGUCUGCUUAUUGCUAGAUUCUUCCUAGGUGUAGCCGAGUCUGGCUUCUUUCCAGCAGCUACCUAUCUUUUGACAAUAUGGUACAAGCGUUAUGAAGUUCAGCAUCGAAUGGCAAUCUUUUACGGUUCUGCUUCCUUGUCUGGAGCAUUUUCAGGCCUCCUUGCGUUCGCCAUUCAAAAGAUGCACGGUAUUGCAAAUCUUGCGGGAUGGCGUUGGAUAUUCAUACUUGAAGGCCUUUUACCUGUUGCUUUCUCCAUUGUGAUCUGGUUUAUACUACCGGACAGCCCUGAGAGAGCGAAGUUUUUAACCAAGGAAGAGAAGGAGUUCAUUAUAAACAGACUAUCUCUCGAGACGGGUUCUGGGCAAGGCCGAGUUACUAACAAUGAUAAGAUCACUCCCAGACAUGUCCUAGCUGCCUUCAAAGAAUGGAAGAUCUACUGCGCUAUACUAAUGUUCUGGGCGAAUACUAUUGGCGUGUAUGGAUUCACUGCAACGGUGCCUACAGUUAUCAAUGAUCUUGGAUAUACUGCAGCGCAAGCUCAGCUGUUAACAAUACCCAUAUAUGUUGUAGCAACAAUAGGGAUUCUAGUAUUCGCUUACCUCUCCGAUCGCUACGAACAGAGAACUCCAUUUAUCAUUGCUGGAAAUACAAUUGCCCUUUUGGGAUUUGCAGCACAGCUAGCCAUUCCACAUCCUCGAUACCCUGGUUUGACAUAUGGAAUGUUGUUCCUGGUUGCAUCUGGACUGUACUCAGCGUUCACCCCUGUACUAUGUCUAGUUGCUAAUAAUCUUGCGCCCUCAUCUAAGCGAGCCGUUGGAAUGGCUAUUCUGAUUUCCAUUGGUAACUGGGGUGGCAUAGCUGGGUCGAAUAUAUACCUUGCUAAAGAGAAACCAAAGUAUCCGACAGGUUUUGGAGUGUCUUUGGCGAUAUGUGGAAUUGCAAUUAUAACAGCUAUAUUCCUGCGAGUGGAAUUCAAGAGGGUGAACGGCCAGCGGGAUAAGCUGAUUGCGGAACAGGGUGAAGAAAACAUCAGAGCUAGGUAUACGGAGAAGGAGUUGUUAGAUAUGGGUGACUUGAGCCCAUUUUUCAGGUAUACCCUUUGA
Trichophyton rubrum CBS 118892 is the source of this 1560-nucleotide messenger RNA. RefSeq lists its product as uncharacterized. Gene Ontology annotation, cellular component: membrane. The transcript has 7 exons. Gene Ontology annotation, molecular function: transmembrane transporter activity. NCBI's taxonomy places the organism in Eukaryota, Fungi, Ascomycota, Eurotiomycetes, Onygenales, Arthrodermataceae. The coding region runs from base 1 to 1560 and encodes 519 amino acids. Gene Ontology annotation, biological process: transmembrane transport. The record is from RefSeq and is a predicted model, not a curated record.